AAUAGUGAUAAAAAUAGCACUUGUCAUCCUUAUUGGUCACACUGUCGCAAAUAGUCAUCGCUCCAAGAAACCCAACUGGAGACAGGGCUUUUAUUUAAAUCCAUCAAGAACACUCUCAUGGUAGCGUUUGGGAAAAGAAGUAACAGUAAUAACGCUAGGAAUAGCGUUUAAUAAUAACAAGGAAAUGGUGAACAACAUGUACAAACUGAAGCACCUAAGGAGGUACCACCAUUCGAGAAGUUCUUGAGCUACCUACCAAGAGGAACGGCUUCAAUCGCUGCAGAAAAAAACAGAGUCCAAGCCGAAAAACGCCCAUCUACAAAGAAGAUCAACACCUUCCAGACUGCAAGAAGUUUGACGAUAUGUCGACAAAGGAGCGUUGGCAAAUCGUCAAGGAAAAUCAGUUGUUUCAGUUACGUAAAUCACCACAAAAGGACCAAGUGUACCAGUCCCUACUCUUGUAGAAGUGGCAACAUCACCGCAUGCUUCAUAUCGAAAGCCCUAAGGAAAAUAAUCAUAGAAUGGAAGUAGCCAGUAAACGAAAGAUCGAGAUCAAAAUCAAACCCAUGAUUCCCCAUUAACUUCAGAAUCAAAAACCAGCUGCUGAUUAUGAAGCAGCUCACUUCAACGUUACCAGUCCGUCCAAGAAGAUCAAGUGUACCAGACCAUACUCUGGCGCUAUUCACCACCUGAACCUAUCCAGGAGUACCCACCGACUAACCACAGUCACGUAUGGCACAACGUCCGCACCAUAUUUGGCGGUAAGAACCCUGCAACAGUUGGCAAAAGACGAAACUGAGCAGUUCCCAGAAGCGGAAACAAUCGUCAAACGGGACUUCUAUAUGGACGACCUAAUCACGCGAUCGUACCACCAAGCUGCGAAGUGUCUUCAUCAGCAGUUGAUCGAGUUGCCGAAGCGCGAAGGGUUCAAACUAAGGAAGUGGAAAACAAUUGCAAGGAGCUCACUUCCACCCUGCCGAAUAAACUACAGUUUAUGGAUCUUGGACCAGAAGACAAAGAACACCCUAAGCGUACAAUGGGGAUCGAUCCAAGAUGUCUUUCGUUUCAAGGCCGAUCUAACUCCGAAGAACACACGUACCAAGCGAAGGACUCUAUCCCAGAUCGCAAGAUCAUUAUGACCCCCUAGGCUCCCACGGUAAUCCGGAUUAAGCUGUUCGUGCAGGAACUGUGGACAGAAGCCAUUGACUGGGACAAGAAACUUCCAGGCCAUUACCAAUGGAGGCGGAAAUCGAGCUGGUAUUGUGUCAUAUCCACAGGUUAUGUAAACGCACUUGUAGAUAUUGCAUUGAUUGCCGAUCGUUGCUGAAAUUGUCAAGUAGACAACCUACUUAGGUGGGUGACUUAAAUUGUAAUAACGAGAACAGAGAUGACUACGAACCUUCCAAGAAGAGACACGUAUAAGUAAAUAGUUAAUAGAUAAAUGGUUUUUAUUAAAAGUAGUACCUAAUUACCCUCCGAACAUAACAUGGCGACCGUGACAGUUAAAUAAGGGGAAGUGUCCAGGGGUAAAAUAAUGGAAUUGGUGACAAUCAUGACGACCCAGUAACAUGGCUCAUUUCGAGUACAUUUCGCCGCACAUCAUUAACUACAUUUUAGGUAAAUUAGUAGGAUUGCCAUCCAAAAUGGGUAGUGGAGCCAGUUCAUAUGGAAAAUAGAGAAAUGGACCAUAAGAUGUUAAAACGGAGGUAUGCUUCAAGUCAACCUAGUUUAUAAAAUAAUGCAACGUAAUAAGUGUCAGUUUUGCACACAUUUUUUUGGACUUCACGCAUGUAAUUGCAGAACGUUCGUAUGUAGGUCGUUUUAACUCGUAAGUGUAAUUUAGACUUUGAACGUUUCAGUUAGGUACUAUGAGUGACAUUAAUUCUUUAAAUAGAUUUAAUUUUAAGUAGGUACUAUUAUUAAUUAUAAAUAGAAUGCGAAUAAUGCAUACAAUUUCCACGUCUAGCUAGGUCACAGAAAUAAUUCUUUUACAUGCCUAUUACUUACACAUGGCAAGAAAUUCAAAAUAAAUUGACUGAACUUAAACAAGAGUUCCAGAAAGUAGCUAAAAGGAUCAUAAAAUCGGAAUUACCUUCAAGAGAAAGUUUAGAUAGGAACAGGAUACUUUUAACUGAGGUAUAUAAUAGACAAAUACAAUUGUUUACUCAGGUGUGGAAUGUGCUGAAUGAAGAUCAAAAAGUAGUCGUUAAGGAACAAUUUUUAUAUUUUAGGGAUAAAACAUUACAAGCGUUUGCAAUUAGUCGAUGCCCACAUAUUGUCCCAAAAGGUUUAUUCCAAAAAAUCGAGGAAGAUAACAAUGAUGGUGAGUUAGAGUUUGGAAAUUUGGAGACUGAGUCAAUAACGUCUGUAAGUAAUAAAAUGGAGGAAACUUCUGCGGGAUAUUUAAAACUCGCUAGUUCUCUAAUAAAAUCUUAUUCGGGUGAUCCAGAUAACCUAAAUGCAUUUUUAAAUUCCUUAGAUUUGGUAAAAAGUAUCACUACGACAGAAAAUUUAAAUUUAUUUGUACAAUUUAUCAAAACCAGGUUAGAAGGAAAAGCUUUGGAAGCCAUUCCUACAAAUGCGAAUACCUAUGAGGAAAUUCGAAAUGCAUUAAAGGCAAAUAUUAAACCAGAUUCUUCUGAGGUAAUAGAAGCUAGGCUUCUAGCGUUAAGAACGGAUAGGAAAAGUUUAGAAACCUUCACUAAGGAGGCAGAGGUAUUAGCCGAAUGUUUAAAACGUUCAUUAAUAAUGGAAGGAACCUCGGAUUCAAAAGCUGAAUCAAUGGUGGUAAGGAAAAUGGUUGAAACUUGUAGAAAGUCUGCUAGAUCAGAUCUGGUAAAAUCAGUUCUUGCCAGUGGAAAUUUUAACAAGCAUAAGGAAGUACUUGCAAAAUUUGUAGUUGAGAUUAGUGAUGAGGUAACGGAUAGGCAAAUUUUAGCGUAUAAUAGAAAUAAGUUCCACGGCGGUGCAGCAACGAAUCAUUAUAGAGGAAAUCACUCUAGCUGUAGUACAUCAGGAAAUUACUUUAGGGGUAGUACAUCAACAAAUCAUUUGAGAGGAAAUCAGUUUAGAGGAAAUGACCGCACAAACUUUAACCGUGACAGUAAUGGAAGAAAUUUUAACUUUAACGCAUAUAGGCCUAACCAUUUUAACCAAAAUAACCAAAAUAAUAGGGGUAGAGGUUACUCCAAACAUCCAAAUAUUAGGGUAUAUCACAAUUCGGGAAACGGGCAAAACCCAGAGCCGCACCCUCUGGGAAACAAUUAAACUACAGAGAUGUUAAUAUUUGUCACAUGAAUUUAUCUUAUUCUGAUUAUGUCAUUAUUUACUCUCCGCAAUCUCAUUCGAAUUUAACUUUUCUAGUAGAUACUCAGGCAGAUAUAUCAGUUAUUAAAAGUGGAUCUAUAACGGAUAAUAAUUCAGUUAAUAAGGAAAAUUACGUAAAUAUAAAAGGAAUAACAGAGAACACUGUUACAUCAAUUGGUUCAGUAAUCUCACCACUUUCAGUUAAUUCCCAUGCUUUUGAACAUACAUUUCAGGUAGUAGAGGAAACUUUCCCAAUCCCAGCGGAUGGAAUUUUGGGUAAAGAUUUUAUAAAGAAAUAUUAUUGCAACCUUGAUUAUGAAACAAUGAUUUUUACAAUAAAAUUUCCAUAUUUUGAGGUUAGCUUAGCGAUACAUCAAGGUCCAGAUCAGGAUGCAAUAGUAAUUCCACCCAGAUGUGAGGUAUUUAGAUCUUUUAAACUUAAAGGUACUGAUAAGGUUAUAGAAUCACAAGAAUUAGCUCCAGGUGUUUUUAUUGCGAGAACUAUUACUUCAUCUAAAAAUCCAAUUUUGAGAGUUCUAA
Messenger RNA from Photinus pyralis (common eastern firefly), 3846 nucleotides. RefSeq lists its product as uncharacterized. The transcript has 2 exons. The coding region runs from base 1993 to 3267 and encodes 424 amino acids. Lineage: Eukaryota; Metazoa; Arthropoda; Insecta; Coleoptera; Lampyridae. The record is from RefSeq and is a predicted model, not a curated record.